Messenger RNA from Corythoichthys intestinalis (scribbled pipefish), 832 nucleotides. It is a transcript of the gene vps29, whose product is annotated as VPS29 retromer complex component. Bases 90 to 638 code for a protein of 182 amino acids. Lineage: Eukaryota; Metazoa; Chordata; Actinopteri; Syngnathiformes; Syngnathidae. Gene Ontology annotation, cellular component: retromer complex; endosome. Gene Ontology annotation, biological process: retrograde transport, endosome to Golgi; intracellular protein transport. The transcript has 4 exons. The record is from RefSeq and is a predicted model, not a curated record.
UUCUCAUUGGCCGCCAAUGUGACGUAACACGCAACUACGUACUACGUAGGACUUCCUCAACUUGACGAGCAUCAACAGCGAAAUUGAAGAUGUUGGUCCUGGUGUUAGGCGACCUGCACAUCCCGCACCGGUGCAACACUUUGCCGGCUAAGUUCAAGAAGCUUCUGGUGCCGGGAAAGAUCCAACAUAUUCUCUGCACGGGUAACCUUUGCACCAAGGAGAGCUACGACUACCUGAAGACGCUCGCCGGGGACGUCCACAUCGUACGCGGGGACUUUGACGAGAACCUGAACUACCCGGAGCAGAAGGUGGUGACGGUGGGCCAAUUCAAGAUUGGUCUUAUCCACGGCCACCAGGUGAUCCCGUGGGGGGAAAUGGCCAGUUUGGCGCUACUGCAAAGGCAGCUGGAUGUGGACAUCCUCAUCUCUGGACACACGCACAAGUUUGAGGCCUUUGAGAACGAGAACAAGUUCUACAUCAAUCCAGGAUCCGCCACUGGAGCCUACAGCGCACUGGAAUGCAACAUAAUCCCAUCCUUCGUGUUGAUGGACAUCCAGGCGUCCACAGUUGUGACAUACGUCUACCAGCUGAUCGGAGACGACGUCAAAGUGGAACGAAUCGAGUACAAAAAGUCAUAAUUAGCACUACCCAACAUGCUUUCCUUUCCACUUGGGGACAGUUUCUGUCUUCAAUCCCAAAUUUCACAUUGUUUUCGUUUUGUUUUCAUUGUGUUGCAGUUGAAUUCUUGUGAUGAAUACAAACAUUGUCUUGCGAAAAUUUCAGCUUCCUUCUCAUUCCUUCGUUUCACACGGAAUAAACGACUUAUGUUCAA